Messenger RNA from Schistosoma mattheei, 2636 nucleotides. The record is from the annotation of a GenBank genome assembly. NCBI's taxonomy places the organism in Eukaryota, Metazoa, Platyhelminthes, Trematoda, Strigeidida, Schistosomatidae.
AUGAACAGUACUGAUAAUAAUGACAAUAUUAAUGGUAAUGAUAAUAAUAAUAAUAGUAAUAGUAAUGAAGACUGGAAUUAUAAUUCAGCUUUUACAAAAGUUACAAAUUUUAAAGAAUCAUUAUCAAAAUCACCAAAACAAUCGUUAAAUCAUUUAAUAAUGAAGAAUGAAAAUGUAGAAAUUCGAAAAAAUUGUACAAGUACAAAUACAAUACAUAAUGAAAUCAAUACUGAUCCGAUUAGUGAUAAUACUGGGUACUUCAAAUCAUCUUCGGUAAUUUCAGAGGAUAAUGAAUCAACUAAUCAACAUCAAGGUGUAGAAGAAUUUCAACUACUGAAUCAGAAAACCGAUGAAUCAAUUCCUUCUUCAUCUCCUUACUUUAUCAAUAACUAUCCACUUUCUUGCUUUUCUCCAUCAUGUGAGGAAUUUCAUUAUCGUCUAGCUUACUUUUUAAUACGUGAUUUUCAUCCACCAAGAAUACUGGAGGAAGAAGGAUUCAAGAUAUUAAUUGGAAUAUUAUGGAAUAAAUUUCAAAGAAUCAAUAAUGAUAUAAAUUAUAAUAUUCAAUUUAAUUUUUUACCAUCAUCAAAAUUAAUGGAAAAUCAAAUAUUAAAUAAUCUAUAUAAUCAAUUAAAAUUUAAUAUUGAUAAUAAAAUAAAAAAAUUAAUGAUUUUACAACAAUCAAUAGAAAAUCAAUUAUUGAUUUUACCACAAAUCACUAUAUCAUUAAAAUAUUGGUCAUUGAAUUCAGUGAACAAGAAUCAAUUUAAUAAUGAUAAUUUAUUCUUUGAAUAUGUUGAUAUUGAAUUAAAUUUCUUUAUAAAUUCUCAAUAUAUUCCUAAAUGUAAUCAUAUUUUCUAUGGUACUUAUGAGAUAAAUAAAAUACAGACAUUAAAUGAAAUCUUAAAACCUUGUUGGAAUUUGAUUUAUUCACAAUUCAAAACAAACUACGAUUAUAUUUUAUCUGAAUGGCCUAUUAUUAUAUUGACUAAUUGUUUAGAAUAUACUUUAAAUGCAUUCAAAGAAUCUUGUCCAAUUUCUAAUUAUCUUAUAUUACCAUAUUUCAAUGUUUACAUGAAGAAUGCUGUACAGCGCGCAUUAUGUGUACCAAAAAUUAAUGAAGUUCUAACAAACUACCAGAAAUCACUUCAAACACUUGAUGAAAAUGUUCAACAGGUGGAGGACUUAUCUUCAGAAUCAAAUCUCAAAAGCCGAUCGAAUGAUCAAACCAGUAUAAAUGAAUCUUUAUCAGAUAUUUUGGAUUCAAUCACUCGUAUAAUUCCUAACAUGGAUCGAUUACCUCAUUUCACCGACGUAGACAUGAACCUUAUUAACCGAAUUUUUAAAUCGAUUGAAAUCGUACAAGAGAUUGAAAAACUAUGUAAAACCAAUUAUUCACAUUUUACUGUAUCAAUGAUAUUACCAAUAUUAAAAAAUUUAUAUUCAAUAAAUAUUGAAAAAAUAAAUGAUAAUUUAUCAAAUCAGUUUUAUACUACUAUAAUAACAUAUUUAAAAACAAUAUUUAAUGAGAAUAAUAUAUUAGAAGAAUUUCUUUAUAUUUCAACAUUUCUUGAUCCACGUUUUAAGAAUUCAAUGAAUCAAAAUGAUUAUGAACAUAUUCUACAUAGAUUACAAAUAAAAAUAUCAUUACUUGACGAUUAUGUUGAAAAAAUGGGAUUACAUCGUAAAAUGAGUUAUAUGGAUGAAUUUCAAUAUUCAAUUAAUGAUUAUUUAAAUGAAAAAUCAAUUAAUAUUAAUGAAAACCCAAUACAAUGGUGGAAUGAUCAAUGUGAUAAAUCAGAAAAAUAUUAUAUUUUCAAAAUUUUAGCUUUAUAUUAUUUAACUAUUCCAUUAAAUAUAUUAAAUAAUAAUAAUAAUAAUACAAAUAUAGAUGAUACCAAUAGUCCCCCUUCUGAUAUCAGUAGUCCCUCUUCUGAUAUCAGUAGUAAUUAUACUCAACAACAAAAUAUUAAUAAACUUAUAGAACAAUUUGAAAAUUGUUUUCAAAAUGAAAAUAAUUCAAUACAAAUUAAUAUGAGUAAAAUUAUUAAUGUUGAUAAUAAUAUAUUACAAGAUGAUCAUAUUUCUACUGUAAUAUCUACUGAUUAUUGUAAAUCUAAUCGUUCAUUAAAUUUAUGGACUAGAAUUGGAACUAAAUUUAUUCCAAUUUAUCGAUUUUUAAGAAAAAAUUGGAAAUUUUCUGAAAAUUUUGAGCAUACGGAUGAGGAUAUUAAUGUCUGAACUAAUCAACUGAAAAUAAUUCCAGCUUACUUAUCAAGAGUUAUUCACUUAUACAAUCAAAAUAAUAUUUGAAAAUAGAAUGUCUUUUAUUCUUUUCAAUGGAUGAAAAUCAAUUUCUAGUCUAUUCAAUCAUAAUUCUAAUAAUACAACAUAUAAUGGUCACAACUAAAUAUGAUUAUCAAAUCCAUGUGAAAAUUAUGGAAAUAAAAUCAUUGAGCAUCAACAAUAACAUAAAAAAGAAAAAAAAGGAAAAAAACAUCAAAAAUUUACGGCAUGAAAAAUCUACAAUAGAAAUUACAUGUCAUCAUCCACAUAGUUCUUCUUAAUACAAUUUUCUAGUUUUCAUUCAAUAAUUUAGUCUUUCCGAUAUUUUUCUUUUUCUUUUUUUCGUUGUU